This is a messenger RNA of Puccinia triticina, 588 nucleotides long. RefSeq lists its product as uncharacterized. The coding region runs from base 1 to 588 and encodes 195 amino acids. Lineage: Eukaryota; Fungi; Basidiomycota; Pucciniomycetes; Pucciniales; Pucciniaceae. The record is from RefSeq and is a predicted model, not a curated record. The transcript has 6 exons.
AUGGAGGCAGACCCUUAUGUCCAGAAAGCAUCGCAGGAUGCCCCGACCCAACAGAAAGCCGAAGAAGUCGGAAAUAUCGUCGAGCACGUCAAAACUGCCAUGCUCACUACUCGACACAACGGCGGUGCGUUGAACUCGCGUGCAAUGGCACCGGCGUCCAAAAAAGGCUUGAUGUUCGAAUUUGUUGCCAACAAUCAUUCUGAAAAAUUCGAAGACCUCCAGAAUGACCCCUCUUGUAACGUGUCUUUCUACGACCCCUCAAGCACGGAUUGGGUAUCAGUUUCAGGUCAAGCGAAAAUCAUCGAGGAUCACGAGGAAAUCAAGAAGAUUUGGAACUCCUCUCUGAGUGCUUGGUUCGGCAACUUAGGCGAUGGCAAGCACACCGGUGAUUACGACGAUCCGAGAGUCGCGGCAAUCCAAGUGAAGCCGACCGAGAUACGCUAUUGGAGCGCGAAGAGCAAAAUGUCCCAAACGAUGGACAUCGCCAAGGCCAAGAUCACCGGCAACGCGGCGGCGCCUGGCGUGUUAAGAGUCAUCAACAAUAAUGAGUUAUGUCAACUUGCCGACAUCAACGGUAAACAUGUUUGA